Catharus ustulatus (Swainson's thrush) is the source of this 7528-nucleotide messenger RNA. RefSeq names its product calcium/calmodulin dependent protein kinase IV (gene CAMK4). Gene Ontology annotation, molecular function: ATP binding; calcium/calmodulin-dependent protein kinase activity; calmodulin binding. NCBI's taxonomy places the organism in Eukaryota, Metazoa, Chordata, Aves, Passeriformes, Turdidae. Bases 174 to 1337 code for a protein of 387 amino acids. The transcript is spliced from 11 exons. The record is from RefSeq and is a predicted model, not a curated record. Gene Ontology annotation, biological process: protein phosphorylation.
AGCUGCGCGGGGGGGAGGAGGAGGAGGGGAGAGGGAGGGGAGAGCGAGGCAGGGAAGACAAUAAGUAAGGAAGGAGAGAAAGAGGGAGGGAGGCAAGGUGCAGCUGCCGCCUUGUCGCUCUGCGUUCUGUAGGCAGCGCGGAGGAGAGGACAGCCCUCGGCAGGCGCACCGGCAUGCUGAAAGUCACCAUGCCCUCCUCAUCCUCCUCGUCCUCCUCAUCCUCCUCCUCAUCCUCCUCCUCCGGCUCCUCUGCCGCCAGCCGCCCCGGCUCCGCCGCGCCCGACUACUGGAUCGAUGGCUCCAACAAGGACACCCUGGCUCACUACUUCGAGCUGGAGUCCGAGCUGGGACGUGGGGCUACAUCCAUUGUCUACAGAUGCAGGCAGAAAGGGACCCAGAAACCUUACGCCGUCAAAAUGUUGAAGAAGACAGUAGACAAGAAAAUUGUCCGCACUGAAAUUGGAGUUCUUCUUCGCCUUUCACAUCCCAACAUUAUAAAACUGAAGGAGAUAUUUGAGACCCCUACAGAAAUCAGUCUUGUUCUGGAGCUAGUCACUGGUGGAGAACUAUUUGACAGGAUUGUGGAAAAAGGGUACUACAGUGAACGAGAUGCUGCAGAUGCUGUCAAACAAAUCCUGGAGGCAGUUUCUUACCUGCAUGCAAAUGGGAUUGUGCAUCGAGACUUGAAGCCAGAAAAUCUACUCUAUGCAACACCAGCACCAGAUGCACCAUUAAAAAUUGCUGACUUUGGACUUUCCAAGAUUGUGGAAGAUCAUGUGACCAUGAAGACAGUUUGUGGAACUCCAGGGUACUGUGCACCAGAGAUAUUACGGGGAUGUGCCUAUGGCCCUGAGGUGGACAUGUGGUCCCUGGGGAUUAUCACCUACAUCCUACUUUGUGGCUUUGAACCAUUUUAUGAUGAAAGGGGAGAUCAGUAUAUGUUUAAGAGAAUCCUGAGCUGUGAAUAUGACUUUGUGUCCCCCUGGUGGGAUGAUGUGUCUCUGAAUGCCAAGGAUUUAGUUAGAAAGUUGAUUGUUUUAGACCCCAAGAAACGGCUCACCACUCUACAGGCUUUGCAGCACCCGUGGGUCACAGGGAAGGCAAUAAACUUUGCACAUAUGGACAACGCACAAAAGAAACUUCAAGAAUUCAAUGCCCGGCGUAAACUUAAGGCUGCAGUGAAAGCCGUGGUGGCCUCCACGCGCCUCGGCAGCGCCGGCAGCCACGGCGCCCAUGAUGGCCACAAGCCUGGCCAUGGCCUCGCGCCUGCUCAGGACACCCAGCCCACGGAGGAGCCCACUCAGGACGUGGCAGCCACUCCAGGAGAGAGGCUUUAGGUCGAUGCUGCUCCCGUGGUGGACGGGAUGUGUCAUUCCAUACACCAGCUACCUUCCCAUCCAGCAAGAGAGAUUAGUAAGCUUGGCCUCUCUGUUUCUGCUUCAGGGUGCCACGGUCCCGCCUGGUGAUCCUACCUUCAGUGCAUGUGACUGCUUAUGAAAAUAGUAAACUGUUCCAUUAGGCAUGUCAUGGAAACAGUGUAAUUUGCAGUAAUACCGGCAGGUGAAAACAUGGGGAUUAUUAACUAUCUACUAUAUGUGUAUACUUCAUCUAUAUAGUGUUCCUAGGGUGGUAUUUGAAGCAAAAUGCUGUUUUGUUUGGUUUUAUGGAAGUAGGUGUCUUAUCUGUGUUGUGAGUUUCUUUGAACUGUUUCUGUCCAGGUUCAUAAUCCUUCAGCAAACAAAAUGGAAGGACAUACCAAACCAAUGCUUUUAAAACUGAUGUAUGAAAUAAUGUUUUUUAUCUGUAAAAUUGAAAAAGUAUUUGGGGAUUUACAUGCAAAAAAAAAACCAAAACCAAAACAAAACAAAAAAGCAACAACGACAAAAAAGAAAAACAACAAAAUAACAAAAAACAACAUUCCACUACUUCUGAAAAGAAAUUGAAAUGGUUGUUCCACUGGCAUAAAAAUGUACAUUGUUCAAGCUUGCAUUGAGAAUGCCUUAUUCUGACUUUUCCUGUUUAUAUACAAUAUUUUAAUAACAACCAAAAUUACUCAGAUUUCUGUCAUUUCAUUCCACAGUAAAGUUUUAGCGAAACAAAACUAUAGACUAAACAAGGAUUAGAGUACAUGAAAAUUUUUGGCAUACCAUCAUAUUUAUUCAUUAAAAUUCUAAUCUGUAGCUAGAAGAUGUUUUAUAGGCCCUAAAGGAAUAAUCUGCAUUUAAAUAAGUUGUAAAUGUUUGAAAUAAGCUAUUCCACAAUUUACCGAUUUUGCUUUGGAAAAACACUUUUAUGCAAGGUCUGGGAGCAAGUAAUGUAAUCUAAUUGGUUCCUGGGUAGUUUAACCGCAUGAGUGAGCAGUUUCCAUUUGUAAUUAGCCCCCAUUUUCCUCACAAAGGACCCCUUCUGUUAAGUGCUCCACCAGCACUGAUCUUGCAUCCACUGAGAGUUAUGUCUUGAGUUAGCAGGUGUGUGCAUCAAUCAGCUUGCAAAAGUAGGGUCAGGGUCUUCAGCUAUCUUGAUAUUUUUGUUGAAUGUGGUUGAUAGGAACUGAAAAACUAAUGUGCAUCAGCGUGUAUGACCACUUGCACUUGUUUGUUAUCUAUUUGACAGCAUGUGACUAUUGUACUGAUAUAUUACAAAAACGGCAAAAAGAACCUGAUGUACAAAAACGUCAUUUGUGGUUGUUAAACUUUUUAAUACUGAUAGUUACCUGACAUCCUAAUACAAUCAUCAUUCCUCUUUAGCUUUAAUUGUUUUUAUGUUGCUGUUAGGCCUUGCACAACUUGCCUUGAAAAAAAUAUAGCAGCUACUGAAAAAUACAAGACUUUAAUAAAACAUUCAAUAACUACAUUUCCUGAUGAAAUAAAAGGGUAAUACAAUGUUAUUUGUAUGGUAGAUUUAAUAAAUAAAAUGUGCUCUAAAUUAAUAUAUAAAGGAGGAUUAAAGAUCCUGUCUUUACUGGGUGAAAAUGCAUGCUAAUGAAUCUAUUAUUCUUGAGAUUUUUUAUCCAUUUCUUAGAAGUCUUUGAACUUGCACAAAAACUUUUGCUAACUAAGAAGGGUUGAAAUUAAAACUAUGUGUAUUCAUUCAGUUUUCAAGGGACGCUUUGAGGUCAACUGAAACAUCUGGUGAGGGCAUAGCAGCUGUAUGCAAGCCAACACGACACUUUUACAGAUUUUUCUCUUGGAAACAAGUACAACAAGAUUAGUAACUUUGGAGAACAUCAUAGAUACAUCCUGUCUCACCUGUCUCACUUUUUACUAUCUGUCUUACCUCCUUUGAGGUCACUGCAGGAAAAAUGCAAUUCUCAGCCACUUUACUCCACCUUCUUAUACUGUGGUGAAGUAAUCCAAGUCCAGUCAGUUUGAUGGGAGAGGAUGGGCUUCUGUAACAUUUCAUCCUUUAUUUGGUUUAAUUUCUUCAAACCUGCAGAAGUGGAGUUGGCUGCACAGUAACUGCACAUCUAUGAGAGCUUGAGCACAAAUUCCUUUAUCUGAGGCAUGUUUUGUUGAGCUGAAAAGCCGUCCCAGCUGAUUCUCAAUGGUAGUUUUUUGCUAAAUUAUACCACAGCAUAUCAUAACUAUGAACUGAUGCCAUCCAACAGGAGACCUCUCUGUGACAGCACGACCUUCAGAGGCAACUCAGUUUUGUGUAUAAAGGCUCUGGGGCUCCAGUUAUUUUUUUGCUUUGUUUUCUUUUAUCACACUCAACAUUAGGCAGUGAGGAUGUCUGUGCUGAGUCUGUGAUUACCAGCAGAUGACUCAGUAAAGCACUGUGCCUGGUUGAUGUAUUUGAUGUAUGGCAGCACUUGGGCAUAUGCAUGCACUGGAAGUACAGGAGUGUUACCUGCAUUGGCUUUGUCUGAAAAAUCACAUCCUGGUGGCAUCUGCUGUAGUGCAGACUGGGAUGUCCAACAUCAGUGUCCUACUGUGGCUGAAAAAUGUGAACACACUUGAAAACUACUGGAGAUGGACCAGAUGUUUCCAAAUCUGUGGUUAUAAGCUAAGUAGAAGGUUACUUGUGCUCUUUUGAAAUCCUAAGCUUUUUUUUUUUUUUUAGAAUAUUUAACAUAAUUUAAAAGUUCUUCAAGUACAAAAGGGGAAACUUUCCAAUCUUUUUGAAGUAUUUGAACUUAGCAAAACUUUUCCUUUAAAAGCAGAUUGCAGCACUAGCCAAUUGUGUUAGAUAUUUUAGAUUUUAGAGCUAAGAUGAUGAUGACUGCUAACGAAGUCCUGCCUUUGCACCACAGCAGGGGUUUUCCUUUUCCCAGGUUCAGAAAAUUUCCCUCCAAAAGAGAACUGAUUUCCUGUAAUUUCAAACACUUUUUCUUGCAAUUUUGUGGAUGACACAUAAAUUGCACUCUGUGAGCCUGGUGCUGGUAUGUUGGCUCGAGUUUGUACUCUACAGUGUGAAAACAUGCUGUGAAGAGGCAGACACACCGUAAUCAAACUUGUGACGGCAGAAUACCAUCAAGGCAAAAGUUUUUGAUAUAGCACGUUCUUCAGAAGAAGGUCCCUGUCCCCACAAAUGAGCAGGCUGUUGGACACAUGGAGUGACGAAAACUGCCCUGCCCAGUCACUUUGCCUUGGUUAAUAGAGCAAAAUGUUCUGAAAAGCAGUGUGGUGGCAGAGCAGGACAAAAGCAUGAGCCAAAAAGUUACUGUAAGUGGCUCAGAUCAGCAGGGAGGCCCAGGCUGCAGGAAGUUGUGGCUCACUGGCAGCUAGACCUCCAAAUUUACCAAAUGAAUCACCUUCUCCUACAACUCACACUGCAAGUGGAACACAGACACAGCUGGCAGCCACAGGAGAAGUGAAGUCUACACCACAUUUUCUGCUGCCCAGCAGCAGGGAAAAGGAAGAUUAUACUGGGAGUUGUUAGUGUCCAACACAGCAGAAGGAAAGCAAUAUCUGACAAGCAGCAAAUGCAGCAGGACUCUGGAAAAAAGCUCCUCGUUUCUCAAUAAAUAACCCUCAGCUCCUGCACAUGUGCUGGGCUGUCCCUGGGGUUUUAAGAGCAGCAUAUCAAAGUGCGGGGUGAAGGACUCCCUGCAGAUCCUUGCACAGUGUCCUGCACGUUGCCUGCUUACAGAAUGACAGACACAAGCAUCAGCACAGUACCUUGACCCCAUGUUUUUGCAAAGGCUGUUUCUCCUUGAGAAGAGCUCAUUUUUGUGCGGCUAUUGUUGCUGCUGAGGUUAUGAGCGCCUAGUUUAUGGAGGCAUAGCAUUCAUGUAACAAAAAUAUAUCAGGGGCUGACCAAGAAUGAUGCACAGUUAGACCUAGAGAUCAGUGGCAGGUAUACACCCAAGUCCCGAAGGUAACUAUGGUAACAAAGAGACAGGCAGAACAUCUGUAAUGUUACUUUAUAAAACAAUUACUCAAAGAGUACCCUUUACUCUCUGAGUUAAUUCAGUUAGAACAUAAAUACAGUUUGUUCUUUUGUAUAAAGAAAUUUAUAUAAAAUUCCCUGCACAAUACCAUGUUUUGUUGAACAAUGACCAUCAGCUGCAUUGCAAAGUAAGAAGAAAAUAAGGAAGGUAAAAGGAAAAAAUAGAAGUGAAAUAUUUUCCUAGUCUAUACACAAAGUUCUAAAGCAAGGCUUGCAGAGGGUUACAAAGAUGGUGACAGGAAAGGAGAAGCUCUCUUAUGAGGAAAGGCUGAAGGAUCUUGGCUCAUUCAGUCUUAAGAAGGGAUGACUGAGAGGGCACCUCAUUAAUAUAUGGAAAUACCUGAAAGAAGGGUGCCAAGAGGAUGGACCAGUCUCUGCUCCGUGGCGCUGAUCAAUAGGACAAGAGGCAAUAGGCAGAAAUUGAUGUCCAGGAUGCUCUCCUUGAACAUGAGGAAGAACUUCUUUACUGUGAAGGUGUCCACACACUGGGACAGAUUGCCCAGAGAGGCUGUGGAGUCUCCCUCACUGGAGAUAUUCCAGAACCUGGACACAAUCCUGAGCAAUGUGUUUUAGGAAACCUGGCUUGAAAAGAGAGGUGGGACCAGAUGUCCGUGCUGAUGGUGAUUUGCAGCCUUACCCAUUCUGUGAUUUCGUGAUUUUAUGAUCUUAGUUCCAGAAGAUAUAUAAACUCUUAUUGGCAAGCCUGCAGAUUUUUUAUUUCUGGGAGGUAAAAUUUCUGGCCAGAGUAAUUCAGAAGAUUGCUGGAGGGCCAGUGAAGAGCAUCCCUAGGAGUGUGAAUCCAAUAACUAAUAUAAGAAUAGGCUGGUAUACAUGCAUAUAACUAAAAAAAUCAGCAAAUACUUACAUCCUCUUCUACCCCUCCAGAACAUGAACACAGUCAUGAACUUAGUUAUUACUGGAAGGUAUUCAAAUAUUGUGGGAAUAGGCACAGAAUAGUACAAAAGCAGGAAUACAAUUGAAUACUUGAAGUGGCCCAAUGCUGAAUUUAGCAGUAAAAUUAUAGAUUAGAAUCUGAAUAUGUACAUGAACACAUAAAUAUAAAAAUUUAUCAAAUAAGAAGCAGAGACUGCUGAACAAUCUCUGAGAACCAAGCCUGUAUGAAAAGCUGCAGCAACCUUUUAAGCCAUUUUUUUGUUCUCUGCCAGUUUUACUCAGCUGGGUCUGAAACUAUAAUGAUUAACAGUCUGGUAUACAAAGAUCAUUGCUAAAUGAAAUUUAGUAAUGCAUAUCAAGGUAUAGAUAUCAAAUGCAGUGGUACAGAGUUUUGCCCAGCCCUGGCUCCUUUCAAGACACAGCUGGGAAGACUAUUUCAGUAUCUUCCUUUCAGCACAGGGGUCAAAGAGGAGUGACAACACAAGCACAGCAUUUCAUGAUGAGUUGGAGCUGCCCCAAACUGCACAUAGGCCCUACUCAGUGAUGUUCCAUCCACAACACGUGUGACAGUCUGGCCCUUUAUUUGUAUAUUAGGAAGAUGUUUAUUGGCCAAGGUAUAUUAAACAGCAAGUGUUUGCCCCAUGAGGUACCACAGAGUUCCUCCUAUAGGAAGAUACGUAAAGAACAAAGUUUGAAAGAAAGGGAUAUUUGAAACUCUGGCUUCAAGAACAAAUACUAACAUUAAUGGCUAAAAGGCUUAUUGUUAUUCUUUCCCUUUCUGCUUAAUCUUUUUUUAUUUUUUUCCUGGCCCAGGGGUACCCAGGAACUGCUGUCAGCUGCCAGACAGUGGGUAAAGAGCCAUCUGACACCUGGCAAGUUUCAGCUUUUCUGCCCUGACAAAUCUGCUGUUGCCUUUGGUUCCCAGAAGAGUCUGGGUUUCAUCAGUCAAGUAUACAUGUAUUUCUCUGAGACACCCCUGGUGUGAUUUGUCACUGCCAGUUAGUACCCAGCAAGAGGUAUUUCUACUUUCACUCUCCAUUUCCCAGAUUCAUGCUAGUUCCUGGCACCUUCAGAUUCCUUUCUUAAGAGUCUGUACCUAGGUGACAAAAAUGGCUCCGUGUUGUGCAACAAAUGCCAGGAAGACACAGAAAAUUAUUGAGCUUCUUGUGUUACUUUCCCAAAAGAAAAUAAAGGCACCUGGGCUGCUGUAGGCACAGGAUGAGGGGCUCAGUGCAAGGAGGCA